CGUCACUGAAUCCGUCCCAUCACGGAAAUAUGGAGUAGUGACAGGAGAUGUUACGCUGCGUUUGUUAUGGCUUUAAAGCGGCACUUCGAGCUUUGAAUGUUCGUUUUUAGUGGCUGUCCGCAUGGAUUUAGCGAUGUUAAACGCCCGAGGUUAACUUACGAACAGUGGCUGGCAGGCGCUGGAAAUGGAAAGAGACUUCGACCUCUGUUUUUAGUUCAGUACCGUCAGUUGUUCGUUUAUUAAGAGCCAUGAAACAAAGUGUUUUAGGGGUCAUGGGGGCUGUGGGGCGCCUGAUCCUGUCUCUUCUCCUGCUGUCGUUGGAAGGCAAGCUGGUUCAGGUUGGUGGGGUCAGAUCAGUCACCCUUCCAGAGUCCCUCCUGUUUGUCUCCACUCUGGACGGUAGUCUGCAUGCUGUCUCCAAACAGACAGGAGACAUCAAAUGGACUUUAAGAGAAGACCCCAUUAUUCAAGUUCCUGUCUACCUCACAGAACCAGGUUUCCUCCCAGACCCCAAUGAUGGCAGUUUAUAUGUACUCGGUGGAAAGCACCAGGAAGGUUUGAUGAAACUGCCUUUUACCAUCCCUGAGCUGGUACAGGCAGCUCCCUGCAGGAGCUCUGAUGGGAUACUCUAUACAGGUAAAAAGCAGGAUGUGUGGUUUGUGGUGGAUCCUGAAACCGGUGAAAAGCAAACCAGUUUAACAACCUCCACCUCUGACUCCAUCUGUCCCAACAGUCCCCUGCUCUACAUUGGACGCACAGAAUAUGUUGUUACCAUGUUUGAUACGAAGACACAAGAGCUGCGAUGGAACGCCACAUACAACGAUUACUCUGCUCCGCCUUACGACGAGAAGCAAGACUACAAAAUGGCCCAUCUUGUUUCCAGUGGUGAUGGUCUUGUUGUGACAGUUGACAGAGAGUCAGGUGAUGUCCUUUGGAGUCAGAACUAUGGGUCGCCAGUGAUCGGCGUCUACCUGUACGCUGGAGACUCGCUGAGACACGCCCCCCACCUGUCCCUUGCAAUGGAAACACUGCGUUUUCUCACAUUCUCGUCUGCUGGCAACCAGGCAGAUGCACACUCCACUUUGAAGUGGAGCUAUCAGUUUGUGAAGGAGCAAGCCACUGCACAGACUCAGCUUGUGCCCACUCUCUAUGUGGGAAAGCUGGACUCCCACCUCUAUGCUUCGACUUCUCUUGUGCACCACGGAGUCUCAUUAGUGCCUCGGGGACUGACCCUGGCACGGAUCGACGGUCCACUGACGGCUGAGGUGACGGUCAGAGAGAGGGGGGAGUGUGAGAUCACACCAUCCACCGAUGUGCGCUAUCCUCCGGGGAGCAUAAACAGCCAGAAAAACCACUGGCUGCUUAUAGGUCACCAUGAGCUCCCCCCAGUAGCCCACACAACCAUGUUGAGAGAUUUUCCCACCACCCUGCAGCAUUCUGGUGAGGCGGUCAUCCCCCCUCGAUCUUCUGCCUCCACUGCCUCCCCGUUGUCCCCUGCCUCCCACUACCAUCAGCGCUAUUUUCAAACAUUAGCUGGCAGACAUAGUGACGCUAAGGCUAACCAAGGAGGGGCUGAUGGGAAGACAUCAGGACAGGAUCAGAGGUCAGCCACCGUGCUGCCUCUCUAUGUGACUCAGGACCGUCUGACUCUGGCUGUUGUGACUCUGCUGCUGGGAGGAUGGCUCGCCUUCAUGUUAACAUAUCCCAUCCGUGCAGCUCAGCAGUUGAAAGCUCAAAGACAGCUGGAGGAAGCCUUUGAGUCUCGUCUCCAGCGCAUGCAGACAAAUACGCAGGCACAAACCUUGGUUUCUUCAGACCCACCUCCUUCUACUGAUGCAAACAUCUCAAGCGACCCGUUGCCUGCAUCUACAGAAGCUCCACCUAGUCCUCACAGUCGCAGCAGCAGCAACACAUCGCAUGGAGAUAAAAAUGGCAAGAAUGGACACAAACCCACAGCAGAAGAAAACAGUGAGGAGGUGCACGUGGGUAAAAUCUGCUUCAGUCCCUCUGAGGUGCUCGGACACGGCUCUGCAGGAACAUUUGUCUUCAGGGGUAAAUUUGACGACCGCCUCGUUGCCGUGAAGCGAAUUCUGCCAGAGUGUUUCGAGGUGGCAGAGCGAGAGGUGCAGCUCCUGCGAGAGUCCGACACGCACCCCAACGUCAUCCGAUACUUCUGCACAGAGCGAGACCACCUCUUCACCUACAUCGCCAUCGAGUUGUGCACUGCAACUCUGCAACAGUAUGUGGAAGAUCCGUCCUCCUUUCCUGAGCUGAGUCCUAUAACUCUGCUGGAACAGACCAUGUGUGGCCUCUCACAUCUCCACUCACUCAAUAUAGUCCAUCGUGACCUGAAGCCUAGAAACAUCCUGCUUUCUGGGCCGAGCGCACUGGGUCGGGUCCGAGCUCUCAUCUCGGAUUUUGGGCUCUGUAAGAAGAUUCCCGACGGUCGGAGCAGCUUCUCUUUGCGUUCUGGAAUACCAGGAACUGAAGGGUGGAUAGCUCCUGAAGUGCUGCGAGACAACCCUGAAAAUAAACCGACAGCAGCCGUGGACGUGUUUUCAGCAGGCUGUGUGUUUUACUACGUAAUCAGCAGGGGGCAGCACCCCUUUGGCGAUGCACUGAGAAGACAGGUCAACAUCCUGUCAGGAGAGUAUUCGCUCUCACACUUUAUGGAGGAUUUACAUGAUGAUGUCAUCGCACAGGAUCUGAUAGAGCAGAUGAUCAGUGCUGAGGUGGAGUCACGCCCCUCCACCGCCUGCGUGCUCAAACAUCCGUUCUUCUGGAGCCCCGAGAAGCAGCUGCUAUUUUUCCAGGAUGUGAGUGACCGCAUAGAGAAGGAGCCUGCGGACAGUCCAGUUGUUGUCAGAUUAGAAACUGCAGGAAGAUUAGUCGUCCGAACCAACUGGAGGAUGCACAUCUCCGUGCCUCUGCAGACAGACUUGAGGCGGUUCAGGACCUAUAAAGGAAACUCAGUGAGAGACCUGCUGAGAGCCAUGAGGAAUAAGAAGCAUCACUACCACGAGCUCCCACCAGAGGUGCAGGAGACUCUUGGUGAGCUGCCCGAAGGCUUCGUCGGGUACUUCACAUCACGGUUUCCACGGUUACUGAUGCACACACACGCUGCGCUGCAAAUCUGUGCCCAUGAAAGACUGUUUCACCCUUACUACCUACCCCCCAAUGCCAAAUAGCUUUCACAAGGCUAUGCACUCCACAUUUCAUGUGCAGGGCCAAGUAAAAGAAAUCCCUGACUGUACCCUGUUAUUGCUUUUGUAAAGCCUGUGCUGUUCUUCAGGGGAAGUUGCAGCUGCUCUGAAAAUAUUUUUAUAGAACUUGGGGUUGUUUUAUAGAUUAAUUUUAUUGUAUUUUUUAUUUCUUCCCUACUUAAAGAAUGUAUAUAUUUGUAUUAAUAAUAGGAUAUGUUUUUAAACUAGAUCUCAGUCAAAUUACUUUUUUUUUUUUUUUUUAUUUUAAAAGAGAAUUGACUGGUCAUAAGGUGCUGUGUUUAUUUGUGUAGAAAAUAACCUGCCCUUGAGCAAGUACAUUGUGUAGCACAAGUUAAAAUCAAAGGUGAAAACACAGUGAUGGCCGCUUUUAUUGAACUGAAACCAAAUGAAGUAAAAUUAUGAUAAGUUAUAUUAACUACUGAAAAUAGCCUCUCUGACAGUGGGGAUAGUUUUACAGGUUGACAGAAUCAUGUAGACUGAUGCAUAAUAACUCUGACAUGAUUAAAGAGUGUGCUGAAGAACUGCA
Pundamilia nyererei is the source of this 3750-nucleotide messenger RNA. RefSeq names its product endoplasmic reticulum to nucleus signaling 2 (gene ern2). NCBI's taxonomy places the organism in Eukaryota, Metazoa, Chordata, Actinopteri, Cichliformes, Cichlidae. The transcript has 24 exons. Bases 249 to 3188 code for a protein of 979 amino acids. Gene Ontology annotation, biological process: mRNA processing; IRE1-mediated unfolded protein response; protein phosphorylation. The record is from RefSeq and is a predicted model, not a curated record. Gene Ontology annotation, molecular function: protein serine/threonine kinase activity; RNA endonuclease activity; ATP binding. Gene Ontology annotation, cellular component: IRE1-TRAF2-ASK1 complex.